AUGCAGCGGGAGGGGCCUGAUACCCCACCAGAAGGAGGAGACAGCCAGAGGGACUGCAGAGGCAUCGGCUUGCGAGCAGAUAGAAUUGAAGAGACACUUGCUGCAGAAGCAGCAGCAUUUCAGCGGCGGCAGCAGCUGCUGCUGCAGCAGCAGCAGCAGCGCCAGAAGAACAAUGAGGCCCUGGCGAGGCGGCUCUUUACGGUAUUCACUGCAGAUGCUGCUGCUAAUGCUGCUGCUGCUACUGGAGGAAGCGCAGAGGUUUACAGCAGCAGCAACGCGAGUUCUGCUGCAGCGGCGUCUGCUGCUGCAGCUGCAGCAGCACCAGCAGCAGCACCAGCACCAUCGGACGCAGAUGCUGCUGCGGAGGCUGCAGCAGCAGCAGCAGUUUCAGCAGCAAACUCCUGUCUCCAAGCUAGAGCUGCUUUAGGGGCCCUCUGGCACUCUCACCACAACACCAGAUUGUCUCUGCUGCAGCGGCAGCUGCGGGCUGCUCGACAGGAAGCAGCUGCAGCAGCAGCAGCUGCUGCAACAGCAGCAGCAGCAGCAGCAGCAGCAGAUGCAGCAGCAGCGCAGCAGCCUGAAGGGGCGCCGACGGCCUCAAUAGGAGCCACGCGGACGGCAGCAGCAGCAACAGCGGGAGCAGCAGCAGCAGCAGCACCAGCAGCAGCAGCAACGGAUGCUGCAGCAGACAGCCUGCAGCAGAUCCUUCUCCGCUCUGUACGUGAACUUAAUACUUUUUAUUUGUCUCUCUAUGGGAGCUUUCUUUGGCGCUUCUUGCAGCAGACUCUGAAAGAGGCGAAGCAGCUACGCGCAGCAGGCUGCGGUGCUGCAGCACCUGCUGUGGGGCUUGCUGCUGCUGCUGCUGCUGCUGUUGCUGCAGCAGCAGCAGCAGCACCACGCCCCAACGCUACCUCCCUAGCCUCCAGGGAUGCAGCAGCAGAGACAACGGAUGCCGCCACUUCAGCUGCUGCUGCAGCACCAGCAGCGCGCGCUGAAGACUCUGCAGCAGCGGCAGCGGCAGCAGCAGCAGCAGCAGCAGCAACAACAGGAACAGGAGCGGGCACCGUGUGGGGCGCAGCAGAGGAGUCCCUGCUGCAGGCUGAUGCUGCUCUUGCUGCAUGCGAAGGAGACACAAAAGAGAGCCGCUGUUGCCGUCUCUGCUUCCGUCAUAUGCUGGCGCAGAUUAAAGUUAUAUUAGCGGACCUUGCUGUCUACAGGGCCCGUAUAGAGGGCAAUGUUGUGCCAGCUUGUUUGGUAGGCGAGAAGGAACAGCAGGUGCAGCAGCAGGAACAGCUGCUGCUGCUGUUACGGGGGCAGCAGCAGCAGAGCUGCAGCAGCGACCCGCUGCAGCAAAGCUGCUUAUUGUAUGCAGACGCGCUGCGGCUGUUUCCUCUUGAUGCUGCUUGCAGCACUCAGCUGCAAGUGAUGUACUGCCGGGUGUAUGGAGAGCUUCGGUGGCAGCUGCAGCAGCAGGUGCAGCAGCAGCUGCAGCACCUGCCUCCCACACGUAGACAACUCCCUCCAGAACUUGCAGCGAGCUCAGCUGCUGUUGAUGCUUCUGCUGCAGUCUCUGCUGCUGCAGCUAUCUACUGGGCCUUGCGUGCUGCUGUAAGUCCGUUUGCUGCAGGCAACCAAGACGAGUUGACGCUGCUGCUGCAGCGGUUGAGCUCUGUAGGAAUUGGGCCUCCUGCGUCAGUGCAGCAUCAGCAGCAGCAGCAGCAGCAACAGCAGCAGCAGCAGCACAUGGCUGCGAUAUUGCGACGGAUGGGCGGAAUGCAGCAGAAGCGGCAAUUGCUGCAGCAGCAGCAGGCGGUGCAGCAGGUGCAGCUUGAGCAGCAGCAGCAGCAGCAGCGGCAGCAUUACUUACAGAUGCAACGGUGGAGUGCAUUGCUGCGGGAUUUCUCGCGUCUCCAGCUGUCUAUACACCUGGCAAUAGAUGUAGAUGACCUACCUGCAGCAAUUGCUGCUUUUGCUGCUGAGUUUGCUGCUGCGCUUUCUUGGAGAGCAGUGGGGGCAGUUGAGGCCCCUUUGCUGCUGCUGCUGCUGCUUGCUGCUGCUGCUGGAUACCUAAAAGCUUCAGACGCCACUACAAAACUGCAGCGAUGCACAGAGGCCGCGCUGCACUCAGUAAGGAAGCUGCGGCAGCAGCAGCAGGAGCUGCAGCAGCAGCAGGAUCAGCAGCGGCAGCAGCACCAAAGGAAGCAGCUGCAACAGCUGCAGCAGAUCAAGAACCACACCAAACUAUGGGAACUGCAGCAGCAGCAGCACCACCAGCUGCAGCAGCAGCAGCAGCAGCAAAACGAUACAGCCACAGCACAGUGGGAGCAGCUCACGCUUGAGCUGUACGAGCGCGUCUCUGACAGCUUGCUGCAGAUGGUGCAGCAGCAGCAGCAGCAAGAACAGCAGCAGCAGCAGCAACAACAACAGCAGCCGGAGCUGCUGAAGCUGCGCUCGCUGCAGCACGGAACACCCCAGAUGCAGGCAGCCUUAGAGCUCUGCUGCAGCAUUUGUACAGCAUUAGCAGCAGCAGCACGGAGAGCGUUGCUGCCCUUAAGAGCAGCAGGAGCAGCAGCUGCUGCUGCUCAGGUGUCUUGGGACUCCGACUUUGAAUCACCAGCCUUUGGCAACAGCAGCAGCUGCAGCAGCAACAGCAGCAGCAGCAACAGCAACAGCAACAGCAGCAACAGCAGCAGCAGCAGCAGUGGCAGCCAGAGCGUCUGGGGCAGCUGGCUAAGUGGAGAUGCUGAGCCUUCAGUUGUUGCUGGUGUCUCUGCCCUGCUGUCUCCUCUGCAGGCUUUCUUGCUGCUGCUGCACUCCUUUCCCCACCUGCAGCGUGUGAAUAGCAGCUGUGUCUCUUCGCUGCGGGAGGCUGCUGCUGCUUUGGUGCCGCUGCUGCUGAACUGCUCGGGUGUAUUUGCUGCUGCAGCAGCUCGCCAGCAGCAGCAGCAGCAGGAAGAGGAGGAGGACGCGAAGACACAGCAGCAGUCCCGGCGGCAGCGGCAACGGCAACGGCAACGGCAGCAGCAGCAGCAGCAACAGCAGCAGCAGCAGCAGCGGAGGCAGCAAGAAGCUAUUAUAAGAGAUAACGAUGAAAUAGGGCAGCUGCAAAAUGCGCUUCAGCUGUCUCUACCAGAAGACAGUCUCCUUCUGGGUCUCCUUAAGCUGCCGGUGGCAUUACCGCAGCAAACGUUGCUGCUGCAGCAGGAGCAGCAGCAGGAGCAGCAGCAGGAGCAGCAGCAGGAGCAGCAGGACGAAGAGGAGCAGGAGUGGGAGGAGCAGCAAGGGGGGUGGGCAGCAGCAAGCGCACCUGCAGCAGCAGGUGGACCAGCAGCAGCAGCAGAAGCAGCAGGAGCAGCAGCAGAGUUAUCGCACCCAGCUUCCGCUGCAGCAAGUGAAGAUGCAGCGGCAGCAGCAGCAGAUGCAGAUGCAGCAGCAGAUGCAGCAGAUGAAGACGAGCUGCUGCUGCUGAAGGCUCCCCUUCGUGUUUGCUCUGCUCAUAGUGCUCCGUAUGAUGGGCAGCAGGGUGGCUUCUCUUCGGGGCCCUCGGGUCCUGCUGCUGCUGCUGCUCCUGCUGCUGCUGCUCCUGCAGCAGCAGCAGCAGCAGCAGCAGUGUCUGCCCCCGGUGAGUUGGAGAGACAAAGCGAGUCAGCAGCAGCAGAAGAUAACGAGCAAGACAACGAAACCGAAAGAAGCAUCAAGCAACUUCGUAUAAGCCUAGGGGGAAUUGCUGCAAGCGCUAAACCUGCAGCAGCAGCAGCAGCAGCAGCAGCAGCAGCAGGAGUAGCAGCAGCAGGAGCAACGGGAGCAGCAGAAGAUCUGUGGGCGAAUUCAUCGUUUGCUGCUGCUCGUGCGGCGCGUUUGGUGCUGCUGCUGCUGGAGAGUAAGGAGUUGCAGACAGUGCUGCAGCGGGAGCAGCAGCAGCAACAGCAGCAGCAGCAGCACGCUGCAGAGGAAGCAGCGCGUUUGCAAGAAGCCCGCGAAGCAGCAAACUACCAGCAAGUAGUAGCAGGGGCAGAUGCUGUACAGAAGAUGUAUUUAGAGAUAGAAGCAGCAGAAGUGCAGCGGCAGCAGCAGCAACGUUUGCAGCACUUGCAGCUAGAAGAAGAGGAGGAGCAGGAGCAGCAUCGGCAGCAGAUAUCUGACGGUGCUGAGCUAGAGGAUUUAGAGUUGUCUCCUUUGGCGCAUCAGCAGCAUCAGCAUUAUCAUCAUCAUCAGCAGCAGCAGCAGCUACAGCUGCAGCAGCGAGGUUAUGGGCAGCAGGUUCGAGGUAGAGGUUUCUGCGGUGUAUCAGCAUCAUCAUCUGUUUCUUCAUUUGCAUUUUCUUAUAGAGGCAUAGCAGCAGGAGGCAGCAGCAGAGGUUUCUAUAGAGGGAGAGGUCAGUGGAGAUAUCGCAGAGGAAGUCAAGGAUAUAUAGGGGGGGGGCCCCCUAGGGGCCCCCUACGUGUGGGGGGGGGCCCCCGGGGCCCCCAGGAUAGGGGGGGGCCCCCGUAUGUUAGCUAUGAAGAGCAUGAAGGCAGUGUUGAAGCUGCUUUUGAGUGGGGAUCGCAUCCUAGAGCUCCUGAAGGUGAAAGAGAGCAUCUUAUUGUUGUAGACGGCAGUAAUGUGGCUAUAAGACAUGGAGACAGUCUCUGUGGGGAGAGAGGCAGCAACAGCAGCAGCAGCAGCAGCAGCAACAGCAACAAGAAAACCUUCUCUACUCAAGGUAUUCUUGCUGUGCUCAAUUAUUAUCAAGAGAGGGGCUAUAAAGUCAGAGUCUUUGUACCCGAAUAUCUUCUUUCUUAUACUUCUGUCUCUGCAGCAAGGAGACAGGAGAGAGCGCAGCUGCCUGUCAGCCAAGCAAGACUCCCUGACUCAGUAGAGACACUCAAACAGCUGCAGAGAGAAGGGGUUCUUAUCUCUACUCCUCCCCAAGACUAUGAUGAUUGCUAUUGUAUAAAGGUAAGCUAA
This is a messenger RNA of Eimeria acervulina, 4947 nucleotides long. RefSeq lists its product as hypothetical. The transcript has 4 exons. The record is from RefSeq and is a predicted model, not a curated record. Bases 1 to 4947 code for a protein of 1648 amino acids. NCBI's taxonomy places the organism in Eukaryota, Apicomplexa, Conoidasida, Eucoccidiorida, Eimeriidae.